This is a messenger RNA of Dunckerocampus dactyliophorus (ringed pipefish), 1444 nucleotides long. Its product is annotated as aquaporin FA-CHIP-like. The transcript is spliced from 4 exons. Gene Ontology annotation, molecular function: water channel activity; ammonium channel activity; carbon dioxide transmembrane transporter activity. Gene Ontology annotation, cellular component: membrane. NCBI's taxonomy places the organism in Eukaryota, Metazoa, Chordata, Actinopteri, Syngnathiformes, Syngnathidae. The coding region runs from base 86 to 859 and encodes 257 amino acids. Gene Ontology annotation, biological process: renal water transport; carbon dioxide transmembrane transport; hyperosmotic response. The record is from RefSeq and is a predicted model, not a curated record.
AAUACGCCGUCAGUUGCUUUUGUUGGUGAGUGCGCACACUCUUCCAGCACAGCACCUUUUUUUUUCCUUCGCACCCACAACCACCAUGAGGGAGUUCAAAAGCAAGGAAUUCUGGAGGGCCGUUCUGGCCGAGCUGGUGGGCAUGACUUUGUUCAUUUUCCUCAGCAUCGCGGCGGCCAUCGGUAAACCGGGUGACCCAGGCCAGGAGGUCAAGGUGUCGCUGGCCUUCGGGCUGGCCAUCGCCACGCUGGCGCAGAGUCUGGGACACAUCAGUGGCGCCCACCUGAACCCCGCUGUCACUUUGGGGAUGCUGGCCAGCUGCCAGAUUAGCGUGUUCCGGGCCGUCAUGUACGUUGUGGCACAGCUGCUGGGCUCGGCCUUGGCCAGCGGGAUCUUGUACGGCGCGCGUCCCAACACCACUAAUGCACUGGGACUCAACUCUCUCAGCGGUGUCACCCCUAGCCAGGGUGUGGGCAUCGAGCUGCUGGCGACGUUUCAGCUCGUGCUGUGUGUCAUUGCCGUCACUGAUAAAAGGCGGGGUGACGUCACCGGCUCGGCACCCUUAGCCAUCGGACUCUCCGUGUGCUUGGGACACUUGGCAGCUAUCAGCUACACUGGCUGCGGCAUCAAUCCCGCACGCACUUUUGGACCGGCUUUGAUCCUGAAUGACUUCACAGACCACUGGGUCUAUUGGGUGGGGCCCAUGUGCGGCGGUGUGGCGGCAGCCCUCGUCUACGAUUUCCUCCUCUCGCCCAAAUUUGACAACUUCCCCGAGCGCAUGAAAGUGCUAGUCAGUGGGCCAGUGGGUGAAUAUGACGUCACCAAUGAUGCAGCCACCAUGGAAAUGGCAACCAAGUAGUAGUAGUAACAGUAGAAGUGCACUGUCUGUACCGGGGUGUCCAAAGUUUGUGGCCCGCAGCUCAUUUUUAUUGGCCGUCAGCAUAUCCUAAAAGUAAAAUUCAUUCAUUAUCAACAAGAUAUAUAAUUAGACAGUACCUAGAAAGCAAAAGCCAACAUGUUGUUUUGGUCAGAUAGCUUAGCAUGUAUUGAUCUACACUGGAUUGGUUUUCGCACCGAUAAUGCACAAAAUGUAUGAAAAUGGCAAUCCGCAUCAUUUCAUUUUUCUGUAUGCGGCCCUCAGUGGAAAAAAUCUGGACACCCCCGAUCUAUACACUCUUGUGUAUACUCUUUAUAAAGAGAGCUGUUGGUUUUAGCGUAGUCAAGUCACUGUUUUUAUCUCUGGUGUCUUUUUGUAUGUAUGAAGCACACACCGGGCUUUGACCCCGCACAGUAGUGUGUUGAAAUGAUCUCCCAUUAUCAGUAUUCUAUAUGUUGAGCCAUUUUAUUUUGUAUAUCUAUAUUGUAUGUGCCUUUAUCACGUUUUAUGUCCAGUGGGUUGUAUGUUGAAAUGUUUUGAAAGAAUAAAAGCACACAGUUGUUCUUG